AUGCAGCGUUUACUCAUUUUGAUCUUGGGACUUGCUUCGACUUUGAUGUCCGUGUCAGCAGCUCCCUUGACCGAUGCAGCCUCUACUGUAGACAUACCGCAGGAAAGCAUAUUGGGAGUUUUCGAGAUCUCUGACUAUGAUGACAUCGCCCUUCUUCCGGUGAGCAACGGUACCCAUUCUGCUGUUUUGAUAUUGAAUGCAACCCUAAUUGAUGCCGCAGGUACUUCGAAUUCAGACGAAGUUGAAAAGAGAUCAGCCAGUCCAUGGCAUUGGCUGAGAUUGAAAGGCCCUAUGUACAAAAGAGACGCCAGUCCACAAGCUGAACCCUGGCAUUGGUUGAGAUUGAAAGGACCAAUGUACAAGCGAGAUGCAAAUGCUGACGCUGACCCUUGGCACUGGUUAAGAUUGAAAGGACCCAUGUAUUGA
Molecule: messenger RNA, 426 nt
Organism: Lachancea fermentati
Lineage: Eukaryota; Fungi; Ascomycota; Saccharomycetes; Saccharomycetales; Saccharomycetaceae
Source: the annotation of a GenBank genome assembly